AUGGCGUCCCAAACUAUUGUACGACCCACUUCGUUGGUUGAUCUCUCAUCUAUGAAAACAUGGGGAUUGGAAGGAUUGACAAAUGCCAAAUUCACAUUUGACACCAAAACGACAACAGCUACUAUCCUCAUUUCAGUCAUCUCCCUUUUACUCAUCGAACAAUUGGUUUAUCGAACAAAGAAAGCUCAUUUGCCAGGAGCAAAAUGGACCAUACCUGUCAUUGGUAAAUUCGCUGAUUCAUUAAAUCCUUCUUUGGCAAAUUAUAAAGCUCAAUGGAAUUCCGGACCUUUAAGUGCUGUUUCCGUGUUCAAUAUCUUCAUCGUCAUCGGUUCUUCUACUGAUAUGGCCAGAAAGAUUCUCAACUCUCCCAAUCACGCCGAACCAUGUCUCGUCGCUUCAGCUAAGAAAGUUUUGUGUCCCGACAACUGGGUCUUCCUCCAUGGAAAGGUUCACGCCGAUUACAGAAAAGCUUUAAACGUAUUAUUCACUAAACAAGCCUUGUCCACCUAUCUUCCUAUCCAAGAGAGGAUCUACAGAUCAUACUUUAGCAAAUGGGUAUCUGAGUCCAACUCUAAACCCUAUAUGAUGGAGAUGCGAGAUCUCAACAUGGACACUUCUCUUCAAGUUUUCAUCGGACCUUAUGUUACCAAAGAGCAAACCGCUGAGAUCAACAAGAAAUAUUGGUUGAUCACUGUCGCUUUAGAAUUGGUCAAUUUCCCAUUUGCUAUUCCAGGAACUAAAGUCUACAACGCCAUUCAAGCUCGAAAAGUAUGUAUGAAAUACCUGGAAGCUGCAUCAGCCGCAUCAAAAAUCAGAAUGUCAGAUCCCAACGCCGAAUCACAAUGUUUAUUAGAUGAGUGGACACAAGCGAUGAUCCAAGCUAGAAAAGCCAAAGAUGAUGGUGAAACAACAAAAUUACUUUCAAGAGAAUAUUCAGAUAGAGAAAUCGCAAUGGUCUUAUUAUCAUUCUUAUUCGCUUCUCAAGAUGCAAUGUCCUCUGCUAUUGUUUACGCUUUCCAACUCACAGCUGAUCAUCCUGAAGUCUUAGCUAAAGUCAGAGAAGAGCAAUAUAGAGUUAGAGGAAACGAUUUAGAAAGACCUUUGACUUUGGAUAUGGUUGAUGAUAUGGUUUAUACAAGAGCCGUCGUUAAAGAAGUUUUGAGAUUUAGACCUCCUGUUAUUAUGGUCCCAUACGAAACCACCAAACCAUUCCCUAUCACACCUGAGUACACUGUACCUAAAGGAUCUAUGAUUAUUCCAGCAUUUUGGAAUGCUCUUCAUGACGAAACAUGUUAUCCCGAACCUGAUUCAUUCAAACCUGAAAGAUGGUUACCAAACGAUGAUGGAACUCCACCCAUCGCAGAUUCCAAACCUCAAAAUUAUCUGAUUUGGGGAAGUGGUCCUCAUAAAUGUAUCGGUGGUCAAUACGCUUCAAUGCAUUUAGCAGCUACUUUGGGUACCGCUUCGGUCCUGAUGAAUUGGGAACAUGAAGUAACGAAAGAUUCAGAGGAGAUCAAAGUCAUUGCCGCUAUCUUCCCCAAAGAUGAACUUCGACUCAAAUUCACUACUAGACCUCCUCCAUCAUAG
Molecule: messenger RNA, 1587 nt
Organism: Kwoniella shivajii
Lineage: Eukaryota; Fungi; Basidiomycota; Tremellomycetes; Tremellales; Cryptococcaceae
Exons: 6
Coding region: 1-1587 (528 amino acids)
Biological process (GO): sterol metabolic process
Molecular function (GO): heme binding; monooxygenase activity; iron ion binding
Source: RefSeq, a predicted model, not a curated record